Molecule: messenger RNA, 453 nt
Organism: Camelina sativa (false flax)
Lineage: Eukaryota; Viridiplantae; Streptophyta; Magnoliopsida; Brassicales; Brassicaceae
Product: mediator of RNA polymerase II transcription subunit 20b-like
Biological process (GO): regulation of transcription by RNA polymerase II
Cellular component (GO): mediator complex
Molecular function (GO): transcription coactivator activity
Source: RefSeq, a predicted model, not a curated record
AUGCCCGUCAAAUGGCUUUUGUAUUGGAAACCAAAUCAAGGAUCAACUCUUAACAGCCAAAUCCUAAAGGAAGCUACAAAAUGCGUAGAGAGCCUCAAUGGCGUCAAAAAAGAAAAAUGGAAAGCCACUCUCGAGUAUUACAAGCCCUUCCUGCGAGACGAGUCUAAUCGAGCGGAGUUCCCUAAUGAAGUUGUGGGGGUUUCGCUUCCAGAGGAGCCAAGUAAGUACUAUUUCAUCAUCAGGACGCAGAGGAUCGUCAUGGAGGCAGAUUUGUCGUUUCAACUGAUCGUCCAGAAGCUCCAAUCUUACACAUGCAAGCUCUCGUUUGACUUUGAAGGGUUUCAGUAUCAACUUGGUGAUUUUCGAUUGAGAGUUGGUAAAGUUAUUCCUACACAUGCCCUGACCGUUAGAGGCAUAGUCAUGGAGGUAACAAAUGUUAUAGCAUUUGAGUAA